AUGAGAGGCGGUUAUGAGCCGCUCGCCGGGCAGUCACGCUCGGCAAAUGAUCGACAAGUCAAGUGGCGACCUCAUAAUGUCAAAGCCCGACUAUCGGAUUUCGUCGGGACACUGGACGCUGUCUUCGAUAGAUUGUCACGAAUCCGACAUGUGAUCCUUGCCGUCUUGCUCGCUGGUGUCUUGCUCUUGGCUCUGACGGGCACACGCUCGAGCUCGCAAGCGCUACGCAGCCUGAACGUUGCGUCAGCCAAGUCGGCAACGAGUGCUGCAUACGAGCAAGCGGCACUGUCGAGCGCUAUCAAGCGAUUGCCGUUUGCCAAUAUCACCACAGCCCGAUGGAUCACUUGGGCCAACGCUAGCGCGCCCUCUUGUCCCGAGCUUGGCUGGCCAGCAGAUGUCAUCUACGCCAAUCUGGGCUCGGUGGACUUGCAGACAUAUGCCCGAGAGAUCCUCGACUUUGCAAGCUCGACGUUCAACAACUCGAAUGUCAGACUGGACUCACGAGCGAGCGGAGCAGCCAAUGCUGCAGGCUCACUGCAGACUGCACCAAGGACGAACGAUUCCAUUGCAGAUCUCGCACGGCAGUACUUCCCACUGCCGAACGCUCGAUCCACCCUGGGUGACUUCUUGGACGGUUUGUUCGGCUGGCUGAUGGCCAGGCCAGAGCAUGCUGCUGCUACCAAUGCGCGCUAUGAGCCAGAGGAUAGGAUCCCCCACCAGCUUUUUCAGACCGGUCCUACGCCGCACACAGAUCAAUCGAUACAGGUGUUCGAGCACAACCAAUGGAUCACGCAUAAUCCUGGCUGGACUUACGACUACUUCGACGACGAUCGACUGAGCGCAUGGGUCUACCAGGAGUUUGGCACGGACGGCCUCGUUGCCCGUGUCUGGAAUAAGACUGCUGCCGUACCAGUGCUACGCGCCGAUAUCUUUCGCUAUAUGGUCAUUGCCAAAGAAGGUGGCAUCUACACCGACACUGACACAGUCUGUCUGAAGCCGGUCGACGAUUGGUACGGACCCGGUGACAACGAUACUCGCGCAGACGAGCCGCCUAGCAUGAUCCUCGGCAUCGAGAUCGAUGUGAUGAACAGGACAAACUGGCCCGAAUGGGUCAAUCGCCCCAUCCAAUUCUCUCAGUGGACUAUCGUCGCUGCGCCUGGACAUCCCAUUCUCAUCGAUGCAAUGCGCCGCGUGCUUGACAAUAUCGAUCAAUCAGAGCAGCUGCACUGGGCAACGAGCAGCGAACGCGAGCGCGACAUCUGCGAGCUCACUGGUCCUGGCCCAUGGACAGAUGCGAUUAUGCGUUACUUGCUUGCAAAGUCGGGCGUCGUCUGGUCAGACCUCAGAGAUCUCGAGGGCUUUGGCAGACGCUUUGGCGACGUAUUGGUGCUGCCUGUGACGUCGUUCAACAACGGAAUGAGGGCCUAUCAUAGCAAUUCUAGAGAUCCCUGGGAUCCAGUGGCCUACGUAUCUCAUCAGAGCGCAGGCUCUUGGAAGACAUCGCAUGCAGGCCUCGACGACACGUAG
Mixia osmundae IAM 14324 is the source of this 1527-nucleotide messenger RNA. Its product is annotated as glycosyltransferase family 32 protein. Gene Ontology annotation, molecular function: alpha-1,6-mannosyltransferase activity. The record is from RefSeq and is a predicted model, not a curated record. Gene Ontology annotation, cellular component: mannan polymerase complex. The transcript has 3 exons. Gene Ontology annotation, biological process: protein N-linked glycosylation. NCBI's taxonomy places the organism in Eukaryota, Fungi, Basidiomycota, Mixiomycetes, Mixiales, Mixiaceae. Bases 1 to 1527 code for a protein of 508 amino acids.